Gordionus sp. m RMFG-2023 is the source of this 986-nucleotide messenger RNA. Its product is annotated as glyoxal reductase-like. The transcript has 5 exons. Gene Ontology annotation, molecular function: oxidoreductase activity. Bases 65 to 706 code for a protein of 213 amino acids. The record is from RefSeq and is a predicted model, not a curated record. NCBI's taxonomy places the organism in Eukaryota, Metazoa, Nematomorpha, Gordioida, Chordodea, Parachordodidae.
CUUAUUUACUUUGACCACAGCAUGCAAUGAUGUUUGCAAAUAUUUGACUGCAAGAAGAGAAACCAUGAACAGCCAAGGGACCGAGAAAGCUCCAAAGGCUAUUCAAGAGACCCUUGAUAAACUUAGAACUCCUUACCUGGACUUAUUUCUCAAUCACUGGCCCGGUGUUCUAUAUCUUAAUGAAGAUGACCCUCAAAAUAGAGAACUUCGCACAAAGAGCUGGAAAUGCAUGGAACAAGCCCAUCUAAAUGGCAAGUUAAAAGCGAUAGGCGUUUCAAAUUAUACGGUUAAGCAUCUAAAUGAAAUGUUGGACACUAAUAGCUCUUUCCAUUGUAAGGUCUUACCCGCCGUUAAUCAGGUCGAAUUCCGUCCCUACUUGUACCAAGAAGAAUUGCUGGAAUAUUACAACCAGAAGGGGAUACGUUUGGAAGCCUAUUCCUCUCUGGGAUCCCAAAAGAGCCAAAAUCUAUUGAAAGAUGAAAAAGUGGCCCUGAUAUCUAAAAACCACGGGAAAUCGGUUGCUCAGGUUUUACUCAGGUGGGCCAUUCAACACGAAAUUAUAAUCAUACCCAAGUCUUCUAAAGCUGACAGAGUCAAGGAUAAUAUCAAGAUAUUCGAUUUCGAAUUGAGUAGCCAAGAUAUGAAAACUUUGGACGGGUUGAACAAAAAUUUGAGAUAUAGUUGGGAUCCUAACAAUGUGUUCUGAUUUUUUUUUUAUCUUGUUUGAUAAAUCAAAUUAAUCAUGUUUUUUUUAAAAAAAAAAUUUAUAAAAAUUCUACAUUUUUUUUAAAUAGUAUAAAUACUAGGUGUAUGAAUAAGCUUAUAACGUUGAAACCGGUAAGAAUAAACUUAUAGAUUAUUAUUAAUAAUUUAAUUUAACUUUUCAGAACCAACUUUUUGAAUGCUUAAAAUAACUUUAUUAUACCCAUGGUUCCUUUUUGGGAACUUGAAGUCGACUUAAAAAAUAUUUGAUCGUUAUUUCUAUU